GGGUGAGCCCGGAGCUAAAAGGUUUGAUUCAACUAAAAAAAAAAAAAGACACGACGCGGAAAACAACGACAGCAGCUGCGGCCGCACGGAGCCAGAUCAAGUCGCGGGGGGAACUUGUCGGCUCGGUGUUCCAGACGUUUCGGAUGUUACGAUGGCUGCAAACUUCACCAUUUCUGACAGCGACUCAGAGCCUUCGGAGGAGGUAGAGGAAGGAGAAAACAAGCAGCCAUCGGCGGGACGGGAGGGGAGCGGCCCUCAGCGCCUCAACCUGCCCGAGCUCAAACUUUCAAUGAACGGUCGGAUCCGGCUGAACUCGGAGUCCAUCAUUUCCACCUCUUCCAGAGACGGGGAGCUCUCGGUCCGGGGUGAGGAGGAGCCCGGGACCCCCACUGAUGGGUAUCCAUUCAGGGGGCGGUCCAAGUCGGCCCCUCCCUCCCUGUGGGCGGCCAAGAAGUACGGCCGGCAGCUUCGAAGGAUGAGCGACGAGUUCGACAGCCUGCUGGAUAAAGGGGAGAUGAGGAAGGUAAGGAGCACCGGGUCCGCCAAACCCAUCCCCCACUCCAGGAGCUGGUGGAACUACCUCUUCAGUCACCAGGAGACGGACGGCGAGAACGGCCACCAUGAAAAACCGAACCAGCGCACCGAGUGAACGCCCUGAGGGGGCGGGAAACAUACAGAGCCACUGAGGUGUUUCAGGAUGAAGAACGAGGAAAACCACCGAACAAUGAGACGACCGGGGGGUCCAACCUGAAGUCAUUGGUAUUUUUUAUUUUUUUGUGUUGUGAUGAAAAGAGUUGGGCUGUCCGUUGUGUUGAGGGAAGCAGGAUCUGAAAAAGGACAUUUCUUUAUAAAAAAAAAAAAAAACAACAAACUUGAAUAUCAGCGAACCAAAACAGUGCGGUUUCCUGCA
Austrofundulus limnaeus is the source of this 910-nucleotide messenger RNA. RefSeq names its product BCL2 associated agonist of cell death b (gene badb). The record is from RefSeq and is a predicted model, not a curated record. The coding region runs from base 152 to 649 and encodes 165 amino acids. The transcript is spliced from 4 exons. Gene Ontology annotation, biological process: apoptotic process. Lineage: Eukaryota; Metazoa; Chordata; Actinopteri; Cyprinodontiformes; Rivulidae.